AUGCUGGCAUCUGCCGGAGACGAUGGCAACGUUCUUCUCUGGGUUCCCUCCGAGACACAAACACAGCCGGCGUUCGGACAGGAUGCAUUGGACGAUAAGGAAACCUGGCGAGUGAAGCACAUGUGUAGAUCGUCAGGAGCAGAGAUAUACGAUCUAGCAUGGUCUCCAGAUGGUGUCUUUAUCAUCACCGGCAGCAUGGACAACAUUGCUCGGAUCUACAAUGCUCAGACAGGCCAGAUGGUUCGACAGAUUGCUGAGCACUCUCACUAUGUACAGGGCGUUGCCUGGGACCCAUUGAACGAGUACGUGGCCACACAGUCUUCGGAUAGAUCGGUGCAUAUCUACGCUCUCAAGACAAAUGACGGCCAAUUCACUUUGACAACGCAUGGAAAGUUUUUGAAGAUGGACCUUCCAGCGAAACGGGUAGCUUCAAGCAGCCCGGUGCCUGACUUUGGUGGAAACAGGGUUCAAUCGGCCUCGGGAAACCCUAUGACUGUGUCCUCCCCUGGUGCUUCAACGCCAGGCACUCCCUUGACGGCUCCUCUGCCCAUGGAUCCGCCGCCUGUCUCUCUCAGCCGCCGUUCCUCAUUUGGUUCUUCACCAUCAAUCCGCAGGUCAGCAUCUCCGGCGCCUUCUAUGCCGUUACCUGCUGUGAAACCUCUCGAGGCUGCAUCCCCGGGCCUUUUUGGUGGAAUAGGCGUGAAGAACGCUAGCAUUUAUGCCAACGAGACCUUCAACUCUUUCUUCAGACGCUUGACAUUUGCUCCAGAUGGCAGCUUGCUCUUCACACCAGCCGGACAGUACAAGGUUUCCCUUGCCGGUCAGAACGAUAAGGUCGUGGAAGAUAUAAUUAACACAGUCUACGUCUACACCCGCGCUGGUUUCAACAAACCGCCAAUAGCUCAUCUCCCAGGCCAUAAAAAGCCGUCUGUUGCUGUUAAAUGUUCCCCAGUAUACUAUACAUUGAGGCAAGGCACCAAGCCCACUCGCCAGAUAUUUUUGGAUUCCUCAUCCGGUGAAGAGGCAUUCCCAUCCCUCCCGGACUCUGUUAUUUCUCAGCCAGCUAUGGAGCCUCCAUCUAGUGCUCCACCUUCAGCCACUAGCGAGACGGCACGUUCUUUUCCUCAACUGGGGACAAACGAAAAUGACACCGGCUCACAGAACACCCCUAUUCCCCCAGUAUUUGCGUUGCCAUAUCGCAUGGUUUACGCUGUUGCAACCCAAGAUGCAGUUCUGGUAUACGAUACGCAGCAGCAGACACCGCUUUGUGUAGUAAAUAACCUGCACUUUGCUACCUUUACCGAUCUCUCCUGGUAG
Messenger RNA from Trichophyton verrucosum HKI 0517, 1317 nucleotides. RefSeq lists its product as uncharacterized. Bases 1 to 1317 code for a protein of 438 amino acids. The record is from RefSeq and is a predicted model, not a curated record. The transcript is spliced from 2 exons. NCBI's taxonomy places the organism in Eukaryota, Fungi, Ascomycota, Eurotiomycetes, Onygenales, Arthrodermataceae. Gene Ontology annotation, molecular function: protein binding. Gene Ontology annotation, cellular component: nucleus; CAF-1 complex. Gene Ontology annotation, biological process: nucleosome assembly; DNA replication-dependent chromatin assembly.